Molecule: messenger RNA, 3285 nt
Organism: Patella vulgata (common limpet)
Lineage: Eukaryota; Metazoa; Mollusca; Gastropoda; Patellidae
Product: cytosolic carboxypeptidase 2
Exons: 17
Coding region: 460-3285 (941 amino acids)
Biological process (GO): proteolysis
Molecular function (GO): metallocarboxypeptidase activity; zinc ion binding
Source: RefSeq, a predicted model, not a curated record
AUAAGCUGAUUAACUCACCGUGUAAUAUCUAGUCGACUACAGGUGAUUUCACAAACAAUACGAUCAUAACAUUCACCACCAACACUAGAUAGAUAUGUACACAAGUCUCAUUUCUACCGUUAAUUUGACAAUUUAUAGACAUGUGCAAGGUGUAUUAAUUAAUACAGGUGUGUUUACACCAACAGGUAGAGUGGUUGACACUAUGUUUAAACUGUGUUAAAAUGGGAAUAUUGUAUGUAGGAUAUUAGUGUGAUAUAUAGUGUGGAAGAUAUUAUAAUAUAACUGACUGAUAGAAGAUAUACUAGAUAGUGUGGUAUAUGUAAGGUGACUGCUAAAAGAAGAUAUUGUUAUAUAAAUUACACAGUAAAAGAAAGGUUGGUGGAGAAAAGCUUAAACAUGAGGUGCACUGAGAGGAAUUUGAUUGGUGCAUAUCCUGUAUAAAUGAACCAAUGAGAAAUCAUGUCUUAUAAUCACAAGUCAAGUAUUAACAGAGAUGAGGUGUUUCGUCUGAUUGAAUCAAAGCAAGAAAAGGUGGCCAAAGAAUCGCAGCUAUGGGGACCAGAUAUUAUCAAGAAACAGAUGGAGGACGACCUAGCCAGACGAGUUCGAGAGGCGUUGGAGACUCCGCCACUGGAGCGCAUGCAGCGUAAGAAAGAACGCGAUCAGAAACAACGACAGAGAGAACUACAAAAACAGAAUAGUCAUUUACUCCUACGCUUAAAUUCUACAGACAAUGCUCAGUUUCAAAAAUGGCGAGAAAAUAAGAACAGACUAUUAGAAUCUCCUAGAAUGGCUUAUUCCAGUCCUUCACCCGUGGAUUAUCUUUUUCGUGAUCAACUUUCAAAAUCAAAUCACGAUGAAUACCCUGGAGUCUUUGGUUUAGAAAAUUUCUCAGAAGGAAUCAAAAAUAUUCGGGAUGUAUACAGCUCAACAGUUGAAAGAUUUCCUCCAAUCAAACCUCGUGCAAAACAUUUCUACACUAAAGAUGGUUUCCUUCAGAUUUUAAAAAAUGGCAAAUUGCCUGACGGUUUCCAGGUUAUUGAUGAUUUGGGGAACUACGUGGAUAAAUAUGGGGUUAUUCGAAGUGAACAUGGACCUUUUUGGCCUACAGAGUUAGUGCCCUUGUUUCCAGCACCUAAAUUACUGGACAUUAAUAAUCUAGGAGUUGAACCACUGUAUUUCCAGCUACCAGUUGCCAUGACAACCAUUGAUAAACAACAUUCUCCAUACAGUGGUAGAUGGCGGGGUAUGUUGGUAGUUUAUGAUUCCGAGAGAAGUCAACGUGACCACGCCCCACAACCCGUGCCUGAAGGUUGCUGUCCUAAUCUAGUCUUUGAAUCUCGUUUUGAAUGUGGAAAUUUACGGCAAGCUCGCAGAGUAGGGCAGUAUGAAUAUGAGCUGGUAUUAAGAACAGAUCUAUAUACAAAUCGUCAUACACAAUGGUAUUACUUUCGUGUAACUAACGCAGUACCUGGUAUAACCUACAAGUUUAGAAUUGUUAAUUUAUUAAAACGUGAUAGUCUUUAUAACUAUGGAAUGCGACCUUUGGUUUAUUCAGAAAAAGAUGCCAAAGAACAGGAAAUAGGUUGGAGACGAACAGGUCAUCAUAUUAGUUAUUGUAAUAAUAUCGUCCAUCAUACCUGUCCAUUAUUACAGCGAGGGAUAUCUUAUUACAUGUUAGAAUGGCAGAUGGAGUUUCCUAAUUCUGAUGAUACAUACUACCUGGCCCACUGUUAUCCCUACACCUUCACAGAUCUGAAGAACGAUCUAGACAGUAUUUUAUCAGAUCCAGUACGCCAGCCAUUGAUCAAUAGAGAAGUCAUGUGUGAAACACGUGCAGGAAAUAGUUGUUUUUUAUUAACAAUUACAAAUCCUGAAUAUACAAUGUGUAAACGGAAGAAGAAAUAUGUGGUUAUAACAGCUCGAGUUCAUCCUGGUGAGACACAGGCCAGUUGGAUGAUGAGAGGUUUACUGUAUUUUAUAACAAGCAAUGAUGCUACUGCCCAGGAACUACGUAAUAAUUGUAUAUUUAAAAUAGUGCCAAUGAUAAAUCCAGAUGGGGUUAUUGUAGGAAAUUAUCGAUGUUCUCUAGCAGCACGAGAUUUAAACAGAAAUUAUCGACAUCCAAAACGAGAAAACUUCCCCACGAUCUUCACCAUCAAGAACAUGAUAGAUGAUCUCCUUAAUAAAAAUGAGGUUGUGUUAUACUGUGAUCUACAUGGCCAUAGUCGUAAACAGAAUGUAUUUAUGUAUGGUAAUAAUAAAAUCAUUGAUCAAGACAGUCCUACAGGUGUUGAUGCUGCCCAAUCAUUUAUAGCUGAACGACUGUUUCCUUGGUUAAUGGCAGUAAAGUCACCAGAGAAGUUUUCUUUCAAGUCCUGCAAGUUUCAGAUAAAACGUUGCAAAGAAUCUACCGGUCGUGUUGUGAUGUGGAGACAGAUGAAAAUACCAAAUAGUUUUACGUUGGAAGCAACGUUCAGUGGUACUAUUCUAGAUAAAACAAGCUGUCGCCAUUUUAACUGUAGAGAUUAUGAAGAUAUGGGUAAAACUUUAUGUGAAGUUGUUUUAGAUUAUCAAAAUAUGCAGGAGAAUAAAGAUUAUCAGAUGGAAGUUGUCAUGGAUUUAACUCGAGCUAUAACACAUCAGAUUCUAGCGAACCGUGGUCUCGUACCAAAACACGUUCAACUGACAGAUGUACAGUCUGAUAAAGUGUUUGAUUCUGGAAUAUCUGUAGAAGGUUCAGACAUGAGUUCUGGUUCACAAACAGACACAGAAAAAAUAUCGGAGAUAACUACGGAAUUAGUAACUAAUCAGAAAUCAGCAUUAGUUAUAAAUAACAACAGACAAUUCGAUAAUAAAUCUAAAGAACGGAAAUCAUCCAAUAAAGAGAAUAAGUUAUUGACACAAAACAAUUCAUCAGUUGUAAAAUCAUCGUCCAAGGGAGACAACUACAAUGAUAUAAACUUACAGAAGAUAAUAGAUAUGUCAAGCAUGAAGUCAUUGGAUGGCUGUUUAAAUCUUUUAGCCGAGUUGAAUGUUUGUCAGGCUGUACUAGAAUCAGAUUCAUCAGAUAGUGACAGUGAAUCAGAACCAGAACUGAAACCACCUGAAAUAAAACAGCGAAAAAAGAAACGGAAAUCACGAAAACAGAGAGAUAGAGAAAAUAAAAAACUUUUAAAUGAACGGCGAAAUAGUGAUAACAGUAAAAAACCAUCGUCUAGUACUGGAAGUGAAAGACUACAGAAAGUAAAUAAUUGUAUAUAUAUGCAUUAUGUUACAGUCUAG